ACUGUCUGGUCCCGUCUUUGUGGGCUGAGUGCAGUGCAGCAGCGGGACGUGCCUUGAAGUUGAGGGACUUUUUAAACGCGGUCCAAAAAAGACACUCCUGCACAGUCCGGCCGGUGUGCGCAUCCGUGCGUCAGGCUGCAGUUCACCUGAAAGCCACCAGACCAGCUCGAACCGAACCAUGGAUUCCUGGACACUGGCCUCUGCGCUUCUUCUCACAGGCUUUAUUUCUUCCGCGGCUUACAGUCAUUUUGACACCGAGUGUUACACAGCCAACGGUGUGGACUACAGGGGUUUCCAGAACCAAACUAGCCUGCAUGGUGGUAAGCCCUGCCUCUUCUGGAACGAGACCUUCCAGCAUCCCUACAACACCCUCAAGUACCCCAACGGAGAGGGGGGUUUGGGUAGUCACAACUACUGCAGGAACCCUGACGGGGAUGUUCAGCCGUGGUGCUACAUAGCAGAUCAUGAAGAUGGGAUCUACUGGAAAUACUGCGACAUCCGUACAUGCCAAAUACCUGGGAACUUGGGUUGCUUCAAAGACAGUGGUGACCCCCCAACCCUGUCCGGCCCCAGUGUGACCAACAACAAACUCACCAUCCAGAGCUGCAUAAGCUUUUGUAGGAAGCAGAGAUACAAGCUUGCCGGAAUGGAGUCGGGUUAUGCCUGUUUCUGUGGCAACGAAGUGGACUUGCACGAGCACACUGAGGCGCCUAUCACGGAGUGCAAUCACAUUUGCUUUGGCGACCAUACCCAGCCCUGUGGCGGGGACGGCUGGGUCAUCAUCUUUGACACCCGAGUAGGGACUUGUGGUGGGAACUACACAUCUCCAUCAGGAGUCAUCUAUUCCCCUGACUACCCAGACAAGUACGGGCCUAGCCGUGUGUGUUACUGGACUAUCCAGGUACCCGGAUCCUCUGCCAUCCUCUUCAAUUUCACCUUCUUUGACAUCUCCGACCAGACAGACAUGGUGGAGCUACUCGAUGGCUACACCAACCAGGUAGUGGCACGCUUCGACUGGCGCAGCCCGCCACGGGAGCUCGUCAACAUCACAGGCGACUUUGUCAUACUUUACUUCUACUCAGACCGCACCAACCAGGCUCACGGAUUUGCUUUGCUUUACCACGCAAUGAGAAGCCAGGAGAGUGGAAACACGGAGGCCGAAGGCGAGGACGACGUGUCCAGUACGGCGGGGCCUCAGCCAGAAGGUGGCGUCACUCAGAGGUCAAACAACGUCUCUAACGGACAGUCUUCUCAUAUCCUCUAUGUGAUCACGUCCAGCCCCGGCAAACCAGAGCGUAACAUGCCAGGUCAGUGGCCUGGGCGCAUCAAGACCAUCAGCCACAGCGCUAUGUGGACCAUCUACGCGCUGGCUGCCCUCCUCAUACUGACCGUCAUAGCUAUGGUGGCAAAACUGUUGCUGCACAUCACAGUCAAGUCCCCCAACAUCCCGACAAUCAGCGGUUCAGACAGCUGCAGCCAGAGUACAGCGUCAUCCGAGCCUUGGAUCAUCCUGUACCGACCGUCCACCAUCUCCCUCUUCAAGAAGAAGCUAAAGAACCACCACGGCGACCUCAGCCCCCUGGUGGGGAACUAGAACUACUGUGCUUCACUGUUAUGUAACGCUACGCCACCCACAACUACUCCGUACAAGGGCCGUGAGACACCAGGUCCUCGGACACUGAGAUUCUAAGCUAACAAGCCAAAAGCUGAGCGGUUAAAAACACUUGACUGAGGAACUGAUGCUAAAAAGUCCAUAAGCUGAUGAGGCCAGGCCCUCCUGUCACACUCAGCACCGAACAGGAGGAGGAGGACUGAGCUGUCAGGGACGGCUGUGGCGGGGUGGGGGGGGUGGAGGAGGGCUGGAAAGAGAAGAUCUGCAUACAUACAUCCAUCUUCAACUGCUUAUCCGGGAUCGGGUCGCCAGGGCAACAGCUCCAACAGGGGACCCCAACAAAAUGAACAAAACCGCAGGAAGCUGGUUUAGUUUGAAUCCUUCUCAUCGCUCGCAUUCCUACCAGUCAGCUGGGCUCCAACACCCAGGAUCAGCCAAGACAUCUGGAAGCUUCAGUGUCUGUUUAGAGUUCAGGAAUCACUGAUGUUCCCUCUUCCUGGUGAUCUGGAUUCAAAGCAGAAAACAACCUCAUCAUCAGUAUGACAGAGAGGGAGGAU
Thalassophryne amazonica is the source of this 2169-nucleotide messenger RNA. RefSeq names its product kringle containing transmembrane protein 1 (gene kremen1). Bases 179 to 1594 code for a protein of 471 amino acids. NCBI's taxonomy places the organism in Eukaryota, Metazoa, Chordata, Actinopteri, Batrachoidiformes, Batrachoididae. The transcript has 9 exons. Gene Ontology annotation, biological process: multicellular organism development. The record is from RefSeq and is a predicted model, not a curated record. Gene Ontology annotation, cellular component: plasma membrane.